Messenger RNA from Zonotrichia leucophrys gambelii, 1933 nucleotides. It is a transcript of the gene CPQ, whose product is annotated as carboxypeptidase Q. Gene Ontology annotation, biological process: thyroid hormone generation; peptide catabolic process; proteolysis. The transcript is spliced from 8 exons. The coding region runs from base 191 to 1600 and encodes 469 amino acids. Gene Ontology annotation, molecular function: metallodipeptidase activity. NCBI's taxonomy places the organism in Eukaryota, Metazoa, Chordata, Aves, Passeriformes, Passerellidae. The record is from RefSeq and is a predicted model, not a curated record.
AGAGCACUGUAUCACUUACUAAGCAGAAAAUUAUCUCUAUCCUAGCCAAAACCAGGUCACUGGAGGCACUGGAGCUAAAGUUUAAAUCUUUUUAGUACAAUAGAAAGUACUUUUCUGAUUAUGAAGAUGGAGAUCUGGAAGAACUUUUAUUCAUGAAUGGCCAUCUGUGGAAAAGAAGAAAGAGGAAAAAAUGAAGCACUUAUUCUUAAUAUUUCUCAUGAAUUUAUUACACCAGUAUGCUGGGAAAUCUUUGAGAAGAGAUGGAAGUUCCCUGAAGUCAUUUGAAGACAUUAAAAAUGAGAUAGCUGGCUAUACUGAUAUUGCUAAGGCUAUUAUUGAUCUUGCUGUUCAUGGAAAGGCUCAGAAUAGAUCCUAUGAAAGAUUAGCAGUUUUUGCUGACACCAUAGGACCUAGACUCAGUGGUUCAAAAAACUUAGAGGCAGCCAUCAAAUAUAUGUUCAGUGCCCUGCAGAAAGAUGGGCUGGAAAAUGUGCAUCUAGAGCCUGUGAAAGUGCCACACUGGGAAAGAGGAGAAGAGUUUGCAGUGAUGCUGGAACCAAGGAAUCAUAGCAUUGCUAUUUUGGGACUUGGGAACAGUAUUGCAACUCCUCCAGAAGGAAUUACAGCAGAAGUCAUGGUUGUAGCCUCAUUUGAUGAACUGCGCAAACGAGCUCAGGAGGCCAAGGGGAAGAUUGUCGUCUACAACCAACCUUUCAUCAGUUAUGGUGAGACUGUGCAAUACAGGUUACAGGGAGCAGUGGAAGCUGCUAAAGUUGGAGCAGUGGCAUCCCUCAUCAGGUCUAUUGCUUCUUUUUCUAUUCACAGUCCACAUACUGGGGAGCAGAGUUACCAGCCUGAUGUACCCCAAAUUCCCACUGCUUGCAUCACUGUGGAAGAUGCUGAAAUGAUGUCGCGAAUGUCUCUCCGUGGCACUAGGAUUGUUGUGCACCUGAGGAUGGGAGCUAAGACUUAUCCAGACUCUCUGUCCUUUAACACUGUGGCAGAGAUAGUUGGAAGCAAGUACCCAGAGCAGGUUGUAUUGGUCAGUGGACAUCUGGACAGCUGGGACGUUGGGCAGGGAGCUAUGGAUGAUGGUGGUGGAGCAUUUAUAUCAUGGGAGGCAUUAUCACUCAUUAAGGAUCUGGGACUUCGUCCAAAAAGGACACUGCGCUUGGUGCUGUGGACAGGAGAAGAGCAAGGAGGAGUUGGUGCUGAGCAAUACUAUCAGUUACACAAGGAAAAUAUCUCCAACUUUGAUAUCGUUAUGGAGUCUGAUGAGGGCACCUUCCAGCCAUCUGGACUGGGUUUUUCUGGCAGUGCUGAAGCCCGGGACGUUGUGAAAGAGAUCAUGACUCUGCUGCAGCCCAUCAAUGUUACGGAUGUUUUCGACCCUGCAGAUGGAACAGACAUCGCUUACUGGAUGAGGGACGGGGUGCCUGGUGCCAGCUUGCGUAGUGACAUCAAUAAAUACUUCUGGUUUCAUCAUUCUCAAGGGGACACGAUGACAGUUCAGGAUCCAAACCAGAUGAAUCUCUGUGCUGCUGUUUGGACUGUUGUCUCCUAUGUAAUUGCUGACAUGGAGGAUAUGUUGCCAAGGUAAUAAAACAGCAAGAAAGAAGAUUUUUGUUCUUCAGUAAAGAUUGUAAGUCCACUAAUGCAUGUGGCCUGCAGCUGUAGUAAAUUCUGCUACCCUUGGUUUUCUGCUUUAUUAUUAUAUCUGUUUUCCUCAAAACACAUUAUUUUUUAUGCAUUCCUGCUUUUUGCUGUUUUGAUCUCUUCCACUUGUGAUUUUCACUUAAAUGUAUUUGUUUAAGUACUUCCUGUAUUUCAGAUGAAGAUAUGAUACCUCUUUGACUAUGAAAUAAUAACCAUUUGUAUGCACAGUGAUCUUGUGCAGCAGGAAGAUUAUACCAAAUAAAUUUUUUGCAUCAGA